Messenger RNA from Myxozyma melibiosi, 1751 nucleotides. Its product is annotated as tyrosyl-DNA phosphodiesterase-domain-containing protein. NCBI's taxonomy places the organism in Eukaryota, Fungi, Ascomycota, Lipomycetes, Lipomycetales, Lipomycetaceae. Gene Ontology annotation, biological process: DNA repair. The transcript is spliced from 4 exons. Gene Ontology annotation, molecular function: double-stranded DNA binding; single-stranded DNA binding; 3'-tyrosyl-DNA phosphodiesterase activity. Gene Ontology annotation, cellular component: nucleus. The record is from RefSeq and is a predicted model, not a curated record. The coding region runs from base 140 to 1633 and encodes 497 amino acids.
UUAUUUAUUCCUUUAUUUACACUGAUGCAAUUCAUCUCUUAUCAACCGUUUCUCUCUGAUUUUAGUGAAUACAUAUUCCUCCUAUCUCCUCAUCAAUAAACCACGGUUUUUCUCUGCCUGACUACAACCUACCGCAAUCAUGGAGAUUGUGGAUCUAUCCUCGGAUUCACCGUCACCUGUCGACGAAGAUCACCGCACCAACGACACCGACAUAAUCGCUCUUGACGACAGUCAGCUCGACGCGGAUCUAAAACUCGAACAGGAGCACCAGCCACCCGAAUCACUUUCUUCCUCCUCCUCGUCCUAUCUGGCGUCGCUGGACCGCGCUGCGAUGGAGCGCGAGAGACUGCUGAGGAUCUCACGGGCGAACGGCGGCGGGCGCCCCAAACGACGACGCGAGGACAGCGACGACGAGGUGGAGAUGGGGAACGGCAAUGACGGCGACCAAGACACUGUAUCUCACGAGAGUGAUAGCUUGGGGCGGGGAUCGACGACUGAGAUGAAGAGACAGAGAGAAGAUACGGCGGAUCAGAUACCGUUUCCGCGUGGAGUCGUGAAGCGCACGGCUGUCACUGGGUACCCUCGAACAGGGGACGAGAUCAGUAUCGAGGAAGUUCUGCAACCUCGACAUCUUCGCAGCGCGGUACUCUCCGCUUUCCAAUGGGACUUUGACUGGAUCCUCAACAAGAUCUUCAUCGGCCGAACAAGUCUCGUCCUAGUCGUCCCCGCCAAAGGCUCCGAAGUCAGAGAUUCUCUGCGCAAAAGCCUGGGCCAAGUCCCCAACGCGCGUCUGUGUAUGCCCAACAUGGACGGCAUGAUCAACUGCAUGCAUUCGAAGCUGCAGAUCCUCUUUUACGACAAGUACGUCCGCAUCGCGGUUCCCUCUGCGAAUCUCACGGAUUAUGACUGGGGUGAGGGGAUGGGUGUUAUCGAGAACUAUGUGUAUAUCCAUGACUUUCCGCUGCGGUCUUCGGCAGGAGGUGGUAGUCGACUACCGAGCUUCGCGGCUGAUUUGAUCUACUUCUUGGAAGCCCAGGGUAUGCACCAAGAUAUCAUUGACCGACUCGAGACCGAGGUAUCCUGGGAAGGAACGGAGAACGUUGAGUUUGUCCACUCAAUCGGAGGCGAGCACAGAGGAGAGAAAGAUAUAUGGAGGACGGGGUUCACGGGGCUUACUAGAGCUAUUCAGAAAUUCGGAGGCAAGGGAUCCGAAGUACAGAUUGACUAUGUGAUCUCUUCUCUGGGCAGUUUAACCCCGGUCUUUGUUGAGAACAUAUAUAACGCCGCCAGUGGUAAAUACUACUCCAUCGUCACACCACCAAAGUCAGUACGCUCAGUUCUGAAAACAGCUAAGGAACGUCUCCGCGUUUACUUCCCAACCCACGACACCGUCGCCGCUUCCCGCGGGGGCACAGACAGCGCCGGGACGAUCUGCUUUUCGGCAAACUAUUAUGAAAAGCCGGUGUUCCCCAGAGAGAUUCUUAGAGAUGGCCGCUGUACACGGCGUGGGUGCCUUAUGCACGAAAAGGUCAUGCUCAUAAGGUUCGAUGAGCCUGUGCGGGCGCGCGAUGGCGUCGAAGUCUGUGGUGCCGCGUAUGUCGGCAGCGCAAACAUGUCUGAAUCAGCUUGGUAAGGCGCGGUCAAGUCAGGAGAAGCGAGCAAUUAUUCUGACGUUUUGUUUAGGGGUAAGCUUGUCAAUGAUACCUCGACGAAGAGGACAAAGUUGAACUUGAGGAAUUGGGAGUGCGGAG